Seminavis robusta is the source of this 1674-nucleotide messenger RNA. The record is from the annotation of a GenBank genome assembly. NCBI's taxonomy places the organism in Eukaryota, Bacillariophyta, Bacillariophyceae, Naviculales, Naviculaceae.
AUGACCUUGAGGCGCCACCAUACAACCCCAUCUUCGGCGGGUCGAUCGGUCAUUUCCUCGGUAUCUGUGGGUCGCAACAUUACUCGACAGCGGUCGUCCCCGAGAAGUUUCAAGUCGAAUCCGCAUGUAGGAUUCAUGCGACAUUCUCCGCCUACCACACCUCGCAUGAGAAUUCCUACCAAGAACACCACCUGGCAACAGACUGCCUCCUGGUCGACGGUCCCCUUAUCCUUGGCAGACUGCAAGAAUUCACCUCAUAUCGGUUGGUUCCGUCAUGCACCUCCUUCCUCCUUGGAGUCAUCAUCGACGGCACCCGUGCUCCUUUCCUUCUCGGAAAAAGAAAUGCUAUGGAAUCUGUUGAAAGAGCUCGAUCCCUCCCUGCAGAACAUCCAGAAAAUGUCCAGUUUGGAAAUGCUCAACAUUUCCCGUCAGCACUUGUUGGUCUAUGGAAGUCUUCCAGGUGGCGUCAAGUCACGCAGCAAACGCAAUCAUUCCAACAAGAAUAGUCGCAAUCACCACUUGGUCAAGGACUUCACCGAGUCGUCUGCGGCAGGAACCAUGUCCACGGUCCAUGCUCUUUCGCGGUUGGCUUCCUGGUUUCUAUUUCCCGUGGCACAUGAUGCAGAGUCCUGUGGAUACAACCAUUCCACUACUACUACUACUGUGCCGAAAAAGAAGAAGACUAGCAAGGACAAUCAAAAUAUCAGUCUCCUCAACCUGAUUGUGUCACCCUACCUGCCCAGCUUUUUGGAAGAUCCAAUGCUACCACCCGCACACACACACAGAUCCGACAGUGCCAGCAGCCUCAGUCAAGAAGACUGCGAUGACUCGGAUGCUUCGUCGUCGGUGUGCGACUCGGAGUUUUCGUCCGAACCCACUCCACCAUCUCGUCCCUUGUGUUCUCCCGACGAUGACGACAAGAAUCGAGAUUUGACCCGGUCCGUGUCGUCCUUGGCCGAAGCGUAUUACGCCCACAAGAGUACCUCCAAGGACUUUACUACCAUUACGGAAUCGACCUGUGGCGAAGGACCCAUGCGUCCCUCCAUGUCUUCGUCAUCCUUGUCCGCCAAUAAUCCCAUCUCGCCUCAUCGAUUGGACUAUGUCAUUACGCAAAUGGAUGUGGCUCGCAUGACACGCAACGCGUCGCGACAUUUGGAUGUGCAGAGUAUUCUGAGUCUACCCGCCAUUACCUACAAAAAGGGAGUGCGCAUGACGGAGCAAGGAUGGAGUUGGACCAUCGUCGAAGAAGCAGAAGGUCGCAAGGAAAUGAUGAAUAGUGCCCAACAACAACAACAGAAAGAAUCGGAGGCAGAUUUCUGCGUGAUUUGUUUGGAACACUUUCAAGACGGAGAUCGGCUUCGUGUCUUGCCCUGUGAUCAUUCAUUUCACGUUGGAUGCAUAGAUCGCUGGUUGUCGGGAUCACAGUCGUUCGAUGACUGCUAUACCAGCGGAUGUCCCACUUGCAAGAAGCAGCCCAUCAAGCCUCGAUCGAGUUCCUUCAAUGAGAUUUCGGACUUGGACAAUAAUAAUGUGAGGAGCGAGAAACACCGGUCCGGAUCCUUGGACGGAUCGGUGCCUUCGUGGGCAUUUGCUCAAAUUGGAAGUGCUUUGGUGGCUGCCCAACAAGAACAAGGAGCUUCCAUUUGCUCCGGUGCAUCGUCUUCGUCGUCCUAA